Paramecium pentaurelia is the source of this 679-nucleotide messenger RNA. The record is from the annotation of a GenBank genome assembly. NCBI's taxonomy places the organism in Eukaryota, Ciliophora, Oligohymenophorea, Peniculida, Parameciidae.
AUGAAUAAAGGAAUUGAUAAAAAGAGAACUUCUUCAUUUAAUAAAUAAACAAUCAAUUACACCUAUGAUAAAUGUGAUACUUAAUAAAAGAAAUUUUAUUGUCCAAAAUCAAAGAAAGAUGUGAAAAAUAUGAUAAGUGAUAAUAAAUUAAAAUCCUCAUAUGAGAAUACAACUAUAAUGAUGGCAUAAAAUGUAUCAUUGAAAAAUGUUUUAACUGAAUUGGUUCAUAAAUCUGCAAAGAACUAUGUAAAACAACACAUUAAAAAAACACCAAGCACUUCUUUACAUACUCCUGCUGACUUUACCAUUAGAAAAACUGAAUAGUAAUCAUACUUAAUGAAGCAAUAGUAAUCAGUUAUACAUUAACAAUCCUAAUAAACUUCGUAUAGAUCUUUGUUGUAGCACAAUAAGCGGAAUUAAUGGAUUGAUCUAAUUAAUCAAAAGAGUUCAAAUUAUAUAUAAUCAGAUGAAAUAUCAAUUAUAGAUUACAAGUAAAAAUAAUUUAAAUAUUAGAACUUAAUUGGAUAUAAUGACAACAAAUAAUUUGGAUUGGAAACAUCCAUAUACAAGCUAUAAAGAUUAAAGAAAUCAUGAAGAAAUAUCUCAUAUAGACAAUUUAGAAUUUGAAUGUUGGAAAGAAUUAUUAAUGAAUCGAUUAAUAAUACGCUAAGCUAAAUGA